AUUACCGUCCUUGAAUAUUUCACAACCAUAUCUCCCAGCUUAUACCGGACACUCAUAUCUACGGCUCACAUCUGUAGCCGUAGGCACCGCGGAGAUGUCCUCACCAGUCCUUUCUCCGCUUCAUUCGCUCACCGGAUACUCGUUACCGCAACACUGCGAACCCUCGUCCAAUUUCCUAGCUCUUCUCUCGUCAACGCUGCAUAUAUGUAUUCCUAAUGAGUUAGGGUUGAUAUCGUCGUCACUCGGCUGUUUGAGCAUUGUCUCGUGGCUUUUUGCGCAACUGCCUCAGAUUUAUAAGAAUUAUAAACUGCAAUCGACAGCGGGACUGUCUGCAUUUUUCCUCGUUGAAUGGUGUUUGGGGGAUACUGCGAAUUUGGUCGGUGCGCUAUUCACACGUCAGGCGACGUGGCAAGUGACGAUUGCCUCAUACUACGUUUUUGUAGAUGUUGUACUCGUUAUCCAAUAUUAUUGGUAUACAUAUGUGAAGAAGAAGGGGAAAGGGAAGGAUAGCGUCGAUGGCUCAUUCGACGAAGAUAAUGCUCCGAUAUACGACGGCAUUCGUGUUAGAGAUGAGAACCAACCUGUGGAUGAUGUUUACUCGACGAAAAUAAUGCGCCCUUCGGAGCCAAAGGACGUGGAAUUAUUCAAGUCAAGCGCCAACUCUCCACCCCGAUUUUAUUCCCCUUCCUACUCGGAGAAGUUUGGAAAUCGACGUGUACGUAACACAGGUUAUCCUAGUGGAACGAAUGCAUCUCCAACUCCGUCGAUGGCUACCUCUCCCACCCACUCUCCCUUGCCGUCAAAUUUUGACGCUAUUACUGAUUCUCACGACAUGGACAUUGAAACCAUUGGCAGAAUCCUGUCAUGGAUGUCUACCAUUCUCUAUCUCGGCUCACGACUUCCUCAAUUGUACAAGAACUAUGUUCGCAAGAGCACCUCCGGACUUUCACCUUUGUUGUUUAUGGCAGCCUUUUGUGGAAACUUUUUCUACUCCGCAUCACUACUCACCAACCCCAACGCAUGGUACGAUUACCCAGCCUACGGCGGAGGCGGUUGGGCCGAUAAAGACGGCAACAAUCGAGCCGAAUGGGUCGCUCUCGCGACGCCGUUUUUCCUCGGUGCAGCCGGAGUUUUGAGUCUGGACGCUUUUAUGGGUGUACAGUUUCUUAUAUACGGGGAUCAAGGUGGCGAGCCGCUUGUCACUGUAGACGACCCAACAGAUCCAGGUCACAAGCGAUGGAGACGCGUGAGCGGAUGGAUGAGAGGAUGGAUUCCAUCUGGAGAAUUGAACAAGUAUCUCCGCAGCAAUUCUGGAUCCCAGCUUGCUGAGACGCGGUCGUUACUUGGGGACUCUAAUACCAGCGGUCACAAUUAUGGUGGCGUCUGA
Molecule: messenger RNA, 1387 nt
Organism: Talaromyces stipitatus ATCC 10500
Lineage: Eukaryota; Fungi; Ascomycota; Eurotiomycetes; Eurotiales; Trichocomaceae
Product: PQ loop repeat protein
Exons: 2
Coding region: 95-1387 (430 amino acids)
Source: RefSeq, a predicted model, not a curated record